AGCGAGCUUUAAACGAACGUCUCGUCUCACGUUUACACCACCGUGCCCCUUGCCAUGUCGUUUGAUUUCAACGGAGCGCCUGCCGAGUCGGACCCCACCGCCGACUUCUUGGCGCGCGAGCGAGCGGCGGCCGGCACACUCUCGGGCGAGGCCGAUCUCUUUGGCGGCGCCGGUGCUGGUGCUGCGUCGGGCACAGACAAGGACUUCGACGCCGGCGCAUCGCAGUUCCCUGCCUUGGAUGGACAGGAAGACGAUCUCCUGGGAGGCGGUGGCAGCAGCGGUGGUGUAGGAAGCUUCUCGGGUGCGCCUGCGCCCGCUCCCUCGCAACCUGCCCCGGCCCUCGACGAGCGCGAUCAAUUCGAGAGAAGCUUCCCUCAGCUCGAAGAGGAAGAAGAGCUUGCUCCUCCCGCUGCCCCUCCGGCCAACGCUGCCUCGUCGAAUGGCUUCAUGGCACCCCCGGUCCAGUCCAAUAUCUCGAAGUCCAUGACUCCUGCGCCCUUGGGCGUGACCUCUGAUCCAUAUCACCUUGGCGAUGAGGAGGAGCCGGAACCUGUGCGCGCCUGGAGAGAGACACAAGGCGAAGAAAUCGCCCGUCGAGAAGCAGCGGCAGAGCGCAGAAAAGGCGAGACGAUCUCGAAGGCCGAACAGGAUAUCGACAACUUCUACGCAGAGUACAACAAAAAGAAGGAAAAGAACAUUGCUCAGAAUAAGAAAAACGAGGCUGAAUUCCUCGAGAACCGAUCUCGAGACCUGGCAGAGGGAACGACGUGGACACGCGUGACCAAGCUCGUCGACUUGCAAAACUCGCAGAGCAAGACGAUUUCCAGGAGCGGGCCGGGCGCAACAGAUUUGACGAGGAUGAAAGAGGUUCUCUUGAGCCUGAGGAGAGAGGGAGAAACGGCUCCCGGUGCGAGCGGCUACUAGAUGGCUACUAUCUUCUCUCUGAGUGCAAGAGAAAUGAAUACACACGAUUUGGUUGGGGUACAUUGAGAAGCAAGGAUAUAGCAUACAUAAGAUAGAGACCCGGAGGUGGCGAGAAAUUGUUGUUCU
Acaromyces ingoldii is the source of this 1050-nucleotide messenger RNA. RefSeq lists its product as hypothetical. Bases 55 to 924 code for a protein of 289 amino acids. Gene Ontology annotation, molecular function: structural molecule activity; clathrin heavy chain binding. Lineage: Eukaryota; Fungi; Basidiomycota; Exobasidiomycetes; Exobasidiales; Cryptobasidiaceae. The record is from RefSeq and is a predicted model, not a curated record. Gene Ontology annotation, cellular component: clathrin coat of coated pit; clathrin coat of trans-Golgi network vesicle; plasma membrane. The transcript is spliced from 4 exons. Gene Ontology annotation, biological process: clathrin-dependent endocytosis; intracellular protein transport; clathrin coat assembly.